CAGGACAACCCCGCUGGCGCCGCCGUCCUGCCGGGGCCGGAGUUGGGGGGAUGUCCUUGGCCUUCCCUGUGGGCCGGAGGCAAAUCCCCUGCCUGUCCUUCUUGCUUCCUGCCCCAGGCCCCGAGCUGAGGACGGAGAGCCCGGAGGACAAAUCCCCCCGUGAGACCCUGGUGGGAGAGGCCGUUUUGAAGGGCUCCCCGGCGCAGGAAGGCAGCGGGGAGGAAAAGGGCCGGAGAUCCCCCCGCAGGAGGGGCUCCAAAGCCAGCCCAGGGUGCUCUGAGGAGGAAAGACCCAGCCUGUGCCAGGAAGGCGGCCAGAGCUUGAGGCGGAGCUCUGAGCUGGUGGUCCCUGAGCAGCCUCCCAGCAGAGAAAAGCCCUUCAGAUGCUUGGAAUGUGGAAAGAGCUUCAGGCAGAGCUGUGACCUCCUCAAGCACCAGCACAUCCACACUGGGGAACGACCCUACUCAUGUGGGGAAUGUGGGAAGAGCUUCAGGGACAGCUCCACCCUCCGCACCCACCAACGCAUCCACACUGGAGAACGGCCCUACAAGUGUGGGGAGUGUGGGAAGAGGUGUCGGACCAGCUCAGAUCUCGUCGUGCACCAGCGGACGCACACAGAUGAGAGGCCCUUCCGCUGCACCGACUGUGGGAAGGCCUUCAAGCAGAACUCCCACCUUGUCACCCACCGGCGCAUCCACACCGGGGAGAGGCCCUACAAGUGUGGGGAGUGUGGGAAGAGCUUUAGCCACAGCUCCCACCUGAUCCGGCACAAGCACAUCCACACAGGAGAGAAGCCCUUCAGGUGCUUGGAAUGUGGGAAGAGCUUCAGUCAGAGCUCUCACGUGCUCCGACACCAGGACAUGCACACUGGGGCACGUCCCUACACGUGUGGAGAAUGUGGGAAGAGCUUCAGCCAGAACUACCACCUCCGCACCCACCAGCGCAUCCACAGCGGGGAACGGCCCUACAAGUGUGAGGAAUGUGGGAAGAGCUUCAGCCGGAGGUACCACCUCCGCACCCACCAGCGCAUCCACAGUGGGGAACGGCCGUACACAUGUGAGGAAUGUGGGAAGAGCUUCAACCGGAGCUUUCACCUUUGUUCCCACCAGCACAUCCACACUGGAGAAUGUCCUUACACGUGUAGGGAAUGUGGGAAGAGCUUCAGUCACAGCUCCACCCUCCGCAAACACCUUCGCAUCCACACUGGGGAACGGCCCUACAAGUGCUUGGAAUGUGGGAAGAGGUUUCCAACCAGGGGGAAUCUCUACACGCAUGAGCGGACGCACAGGGAUGAGAGGCCCUUCUGCUGCACCGACUGCGGGAAAUGGUUCAAGGAGAAAUCCCAUCUUGUCACCCACCGGCGCAUCCACACCGGGGAGAGGCCCUACAAGUGUGGGGAGUGUGGGAAGAGAUUCACCCAGAUUGGUGUCUUGACCAAACACCAACGGACCCACCAGUAAGGGAAGCCCUACCAGUGCCCUGACUGCGGGAAGAGCUUCGGCCGCUGCUUCCACCCCGAAUGAAGCCCCUGAUGGUGAGGCAACCCCUGGAGUCCAGUGACUGUCAGUCCAUCCCUUUCGACCACAAA
Molecule: messenger RNA, 1588 nt
Organism: Pseudopipra pipra
Lineage: Eukaryota; Metazoa; Chordata; Aves; Passeriformes; Pipridae
Product: zinc finger protein 501-like
Exons: 2
Coding region: 51-1460 (469 amino acids)
Biological process (GO): regulation of transcription by RNA polymerase II
Molecular function (GO): DNA-binding transcription factor activity, RNA polymerase II-specific; RNA polymerase II cis-regulatory region sequence-specific DNA binding
Source: RefSeq, a predicted model, not a curated record